AUGUUCAUGUGCCCAAUUAUGAUUGCAUUCCCAGAUAAAAUGCCGCAGGCGACCGUUUUCUGGUAUACGGUGCCCUCAAGGUCUUCCACCGCGGCCUCCACGUCCGCUAGCAACCACCACCUCAGGCUCAGCCACAACAUCCACCAGCGGACCCACCGCCGCCGCCGACAUUCUCCCACCGCGGACUCGCACACCUCAACCGCGAAGUGUUUGACACUGCUUCAAGAUCAAGCAAACACAAUUAGUGAAGGAUUGCCUGCUUUUGGUCAUAGAAGUAUAUAUUUUACGUGUGGCAAUUCUAUUCUACGUGCAACUAGAACAUAUCCUGUAAGACAAGAUCGACAAGAGAGAAACAUUUUAGUUAGACAUGUUCCGCUGUAUCUGAUAAGAUUUUCGCCGAAAAGACACGUCAUGUAG
Parnassius apollo (apollo) is the source of this 417-nucleotide messenger RNA. Lineage: Eukaryota; Metazoa; Arthropoda; Insecta; Lepidoptera; Papilionidae. The record is from the annotation of a GenBank genome assembly.